AUGUAAUAGAUUUAAAAGGGGCCUAAAAUAAAAAUUCUCUCUUCAAGCAUUGCAAGUUAACAACCAGCUAAUACAUAUACUACAAAUAUUAGCUUUACUCCACUUAGUACUUAAAUAACACAAACAACACCAUAUUAAUAGACUUACAAUUAUACUCCAACUUGUAAAAAAUAUCAUUGAUCAUUCAUAGUAGUUCAACCUCAAACAAGUCCAACAAAAGUCAGUUCAAAAAUCAAAAUUAAGCAAUAAUAUACUGUUGAUCAUAGUGUAAAAUUAAAUAUUAUAGAGAGAAAUCACAAACUUUUGAGAGUCUUAUUGGAGAAGUAAAAAGUGAGAUUGAAUAAGCUGAAUGUCAAUACAAUAUAUCUCCAGUAACUUAAAAUGAUGUUGCAAUUUACUAGUUCUGGAGCUUUGAAUUCGCAGGAAAGGGAAAUUUUGAAGGCAAAUGCAUUAGUGGUAUUACUUUUAAAUAAAAAAUUAGGAGUACUAUAAUUUCACUAAAAUCAUCCAAUUGAACCUCCUAAGUUUUUUUUUGAUCUUGUAAAAACAAAAGAUAAUACAUUAGAAGUUAUAUAACAUUUGAACAUUUAUGGAGGUAUUAUUUGAUUGAUAAAAUAUCUUAGAUAAUAGUUUAUGCAUUCCUUUAUUUACAUAUUGGACGAAGACAACCAAAGAAUUUGAGAUACUAUAAACAAUAGAAAACAUCUUUCAUAAUCCUAAUAUAGGGGAUUCUGCAAAUCCAACUUUCGCUGCAAAAUCAUAAGAAGAAAGGGAUUAAAUAUAGAAAAGACAAGCAAUGUGUUUAAGAAAUUUUGUAUUGGAAAGAUGAAUAAAUAUAUAUAAUUAUGAUUAUGCAACA
Paramecium sonneborni is the source of this 859-nucleotide messenger RNA. The record is from the annotation of a GenBank genome assembly. Lineage: Eukaryota; Ciliophora; Oligohymenophorea; Peniculida; Parameciidae.